Ctenopharyngodon idella (grass carp) is the source of this 1781-nucleotide messenger RNA. It is a transcript of the gene sfxn2, whose product is annotated as sideroflexin 2. Gene Ontology annotation, cellular component: mitochondrial inner membrane. The transcript has 12 exons. Lineage: Eukaryota; Metazoa; Chordata; Actinopteri; Cypriniformes; Xenocyprididae. Gene Ontology annotation, molecular function: monoatomic ion transmembrane transporter activity. Bases 165 to 1130 code for a protein of 321 amino acids. Gene Ontology annotation, biological process: monoatomic ion transport; serine import into mitochondrion. The record is from RefSeq and is a predicted model, not a curated record.
GGGAUUGGAAGGUAGGAUGCCACGUGCUCGUCUACUGUCGCAAGCCCACAUCAUCACAGUGUUUAACUCACUUAAUUGGUUUUUACUACUGCUGCAGCUCCACGAGAUAUAAACAAGAGUAUCCAAUCGCUUUAUAAAGGCUCUUUGGAAGGGGAAAGAGAACCAUGGAUGCUCUGAAGGGCUUUGAUAUUGACGCCCCACGCUGGGAUCAAUCCACAUUCAUGGGCCGUCUCAAACACUUUUUCAACAUCACUGACUGCCGCACUGCUCUGCUACCUGACUCCAGACUAGAUGAAGCCAAAGUGUUAGUGGAGAGCUGCAGAGCUGGCUCUAUUCCUCCAGGCACAACCGAGGAGCAGCUACACUAUGCCAAGAAGCUGUAUGACUCGGCAUUUCACCCCGACACGGGUGACAGGAUGAACCUGAUAGGAAGAAUGUCAUUUCAGGUGCCUGGGGGUAUGGCCAUCACAGGGUUCAUGCUUCAGUUUUACAGGACAGUUCCUGCAGUAGUGUUCUGGCAGUGGGUUAACCAGUCUUUCAACGCUCUGGUCAACUACACCAAUCGCAAUGCUGCCUCCCCCAUCACACCAAAGCAGAUUGGAGUAGCUUAUGUGACAGCAACAAGCACAGCGCUGGCCACUGCAGUGGGGCUGAACCUCUACACAAAGAAAGCUCCUCCUCUAGUGGCCCGCUGGGUGCCGUUUGUUGCUGUGGCUUCUGCUAACUGUGUGAACAUUCCAAUGAUGAGACAACAGGAGAUUUUGAACGGCAUUGCUGUGACAGAUGAAGAUGGAAAUAAACUGGGCCACUCAAGGAAAGCAGCUGUCAAGGGCAUCACACAGGUGGUCAUCUCUCGAGUUACCAUGGCAGCGCCAGGCAUGAUCAUACUCCCCAUUAUAAUGCAGAGGCUGGAAAAAUACAGAUUCAUGCAGAAAAUCACAUUUCUUCAUGGGCCACUGCAAGUCAUGAUGGUUGGCGUGUUUCUGAUCUUCAUGGUGCCUGCAGCGUGUUCACUGUUUCCUCAAAGAUGUUCUAUGGCUGUUACGAAGCUGGAACCUGAGCUCAGAGAGUCCAUCAUUUCUCAAUACGGGGACCGUGUCCGUUACGUCUACUUCAACAAGGGCCUGUGAGUGCCAGCCAAUCAGACUGUCCCAAUCCAGACUGGAUGCUUGAGUCAUCGGCCAAUUAGAAGCUCUUUUUGACACUUUUUUUUGCUAAAGAAGUUGCUAAAAAGAAGCUUUUUGAUUUGAGGUUUUGUUUCAUGACACCGAAAGAAAGUUUUUAUGCACCAAAGCAUAAUUUAUGGACAGUUAUUUUUUACAUUUGGCCCUGACUGCUGCAAAGAUUCAGUUUGAUUUGUAUAGAUGAGUUACAGAGAGUUUAUGGACAUUGGAUAAACCUGAUCCAGUUGCCCUAUCAUCUGUUCCUGUUGUAUAUGACCUGAAUAAUCUGGAACAGAUUGUAAUGGUUGAGAACUGUUUCACUUUGAUGCCAAACUCUAUCAUUUACCACAUACAUCUCUCAGGAAAAGUUUAUUUUAAAAGUUCAAUGCUUUAACACCCUCUAAAAGCCAUCAGUGAAGUUAUUUUAUCAGGGUUUUAUUAAACUGUCAGAUGUUCAGGAAUAUACAGUCAAAUUAUAAACAUUUAUGUUUAAAAUACCAGUUACGAGCAUAAAGUGGGAGAAAGAAGAGUCUAUUAAACAUCAGUUUUAAUGAACAUUUCGCAGUAAGUGUGCCUUAAAUUUGAAAGAAAAUAAAAAAAUCCUGCCCUCACUGUGAA